This is a messenger RNA of Daphnia pulicaria, 4772 nucleotides long. Its product is annotated as diuretic hormone receptor-like. Gene Ontology annotation, biological process: cell surface receptor signaling pathway; adenylate cyclase-modulating G protein-coupled receptor signaling pathway. Gene Ontology annotation, cellular component: plasma membrane. The record is from RefSeq and is a predicted model, not a curated record. NCBI's taxonomy places the organism in Eukaryota, Metazoa, Arthropoda, Branchiopoda, Diplostraca, Daphniidae. Bases 938 to 2629 code for a protein of 563 amino acids. Gene Ontology annotation, molecular function: peptide hormone binding; diuretic hormone receptor activity; G protein-coupled peptide receptor activity. The transcript has 12 exons.
CUCUCUCUUCUCUGUGAGGACUCUGUGUCUGUACCUCACAAGAGGGAGCGACGCUUUACAACAAGCGCGCACACUCGUCCGAAUAAGAAGAAGAGGAGUAGGAGGAGGCAGCCCAGCUAGGAGCGAAGGCUAUAGCCGGGCAUCUUCAUCACGACUAUCAGUUGGGUGAACGCUUCAGUCAGCGACUCAUCGGUUCACGAGGGGAAAAAAAAGAAACUUUUCCUUUCAUCUCUCUCUCUUUCUCUCUCUUUCUCUCUCGCCGAAAACAUAUAUAAAAUAUACAGGCACGACAUAGCGCGGGCAAUGUUACAUACCUUUGAUUUGUUUUGUUGAUUUCCGUCAAAAAAGAUCGAGCGCGUGUUUGUUGUUUGUGUGUUUUCGUGUUGGUGUUUAUUGUGAGUGAUUGGAACACGUCCGGUCCGGACCACAUUUACAUCCUUGUGCAGGAUCUCUCGACACAUGGACGACUAGAUUUCUUAACCGUUUGACCUGAGCGGGAGAAAAAUGACGGACGAUGAUGGACUCUUAAAAGCCAAGGAUUGAUUCUGCCGCCGCCGCUGCUCGCGUUUGUUUGCAAACUCAUCAACGUACCUCCUUCUGCCGGACGUAAUAGACAGAGACGCCCGGAAUCCUCCUGCGCUGUACGUGGUGUAUAGCAUUCACGGGCGUGUGCUGGACCCGAAAUCCGUCAAACCAACUAAUCAGUGGGACACAAGAGGAAAGCGGAGCUAGCGUACAAUUACGGAAGAAGAUGGCACAAGGUUCUCCGCAGCGACACUUUUUGUCCAGCAAUUUAUGUAGUGGAAACUUGAACAUUGCACGCCACAUUGGCUAAUCGGAUCCGUCAUCGACUCUGCUGCUGAGACUUUUUGACUUCUUGACAUCAGCUCGAGUUGGACGUGACGAGUCUAAUUGAUCGAUCACUUUCAUUCCCGGCAUGGCGUCGGAAAGCGUUUGGCCGGAUCAGUCGGCCGACAUGACGGACGAAGGAAGUGGUGCCGACAAAACCCUGCUGGACGACGCAAUGGGCCUGGAGGAGCUCAUGGCCCUCAACAUCACCAACGAGAACGAACUGGACUGCCUCUUUAAUUUCUUGCGCGAAUCCUAUCCGCCGGCCGGAUUCGAGGCCAUCACUUCCUUCUGCAACAGCACCUGGGACGGAGUCAGCUGCUGGCCGACGACGCUGGGCGGCUCGACGUCCGUCCUGCCCUGCGUCGACGAGCUGAACGGCAUCAAAUACGACACGACACAUAACGCGACGAGGGUCUGCCAGCCGAACGGCACAUGGGCCAACUACAGCAAUUACCGGUCGUGCGUCCCGUUGUCGUCGGACUUUGGCGGCGCGACGCCCGAAUAUGGCGUCGGCAUCAGCGAGGACACGACCACCAUCUACUUCACCGGUUACACCGUCUCCAUCGUGGCGCUGACACUCGCCAUCUGGAUUUUUAUUCACUUCAAGGACCUACGCUGCUUGCGCAACACCAUUCACACGCACUUACUCAUCACGUACAUCAUGGCCGACCUGCUCUGGAUCGUCACGGCCACUCUGCAGUUGUACCGGGGCGAGACCAACAAAGGAUCUUGCAUCAUCGUCAUUUUCUUGCACUACUUCCACCUGACCAACUUUUUUUGGAUGUUCGUCGAAGGUUUUUAUCUCUACAUGCUCGUCGUGGAGACGUUUUCUGCCGACAAGAUCCGGUUGCGCAUCUACGCCUUUAUCGGCUGGGGGAUUCCGUUGCCGGUCGUCAUCGUUUGGGCCGUCGUCAAAGCCAACUGGUUCACCUACACGUCGACCGAAGGCCAGCACCAGAAGCUGGACCUGGAGUCGUUCCUGGCCAGCUGUCCGUGGAUGGCGGCCAACAGUUACGACUGGAUCUACAUGACGCCGGCCAUCGUCGUACUUUUCGUCAACAUUCUCUUCCUUGUCAAGAUCAUGUGGGUUCUGAUAACGAAAUUGCGUUCGGCCAAUUCGGUCGAGACGCAACAAUACCGCAAAGGCAGCAAGGCCCUUCUGGUGCUGAUCCCGCUCCUCGGACUCACUUACGUCCUGGUCAUCGCCGGCCCGACGGAAGGACUCAUCGCCAUUUAUUUCUCACACAUUCGAGCUGUCCUACUUUCCACACAGGGGUUCCUGGUGACCCUCUUCUUCUGCUUCCUGAACACGGAAGUGCGCAACACGUUGAGACACCACUGGACCAGGUGGAAGACGACCAGUCGCUGGCUCGAACAUUCCCAGAACCACAGCAGCCGAAGUAAUAGGUGUGGCACGGCGAUCAACAGCAAGCGCAACUCCAAGGAUGGAUCUCGAGCUCCAUGCGAGAGCACCAGGCUGUACAGUAACUUCCCGGAUCGCAACCGCUGUAAGCGAGACUCGUCUUUCAGCGAAGUGACGACGGUCGCCUCAUUUGGUCCCAAUUCAGCCAUCCAUUUGAACACGCUGGGACCGUUCAACAGCAACGAUGGUGUGGUGGCAGGUCAUCAACCGGGCGAGCUAUCGAUCGGCGCCUCGACGUGUUUGCUGACCAGCAGCAACGGUGGCUCCAUCAGCGGCACGGUGACGGCCGUCGGCCGCUACGGCGACGACUGCGGUGAACGCUGCGACACCAACCUGCUGGAAAAUCAAGUCUAAAGAAGAAGAAGAAACGGAGUCAAGCGGGGGGGUUGGAGUCCAACUUAUUACGCUCAUCAGCAGCUCACCAAAGUUCUCUGCAAAACAAUCAAAUUCUCGAAAACCCUCCAAGAAGCGAAAUACUAAAAUUUUGGACGCGGACCACGGACUGACGGACCACUUGGGUAAUGACGAACGGGCGCUGCGCUUGUUGGUGACCAACGCGAUGGAAAGAAAACACACACACACACACACACACACUGCUGGCGCGGGCAACAUAAGGAGAAAGCUACAAGAACCAAUCAUCAAACACACAGACACACACCCAACACUUUUACACGCAGUUGAGCGAGCGGACGACGCGGCGCUUGUUAUUGUUUUUUCUCAUCCAACACCUCUCGUCUUGGCGUCUAUACUCGCACAUGUACAUCUCUCUCUCUUUCGCUUAUCUCUUUCUCUCUCUCUCCCCACGUAUAUGUGUACUCUCACAACACAAUCUAUAUUUACAUUCUUCCCAGUUUGUGCAAAGGCUCAAUUGUAUGUCUAUGUUGCCAAUGUGCGUGUUUAUGUAUAUAUCUCGAGCCAUAUAUACUCUCCCCAAAGUCCCACUUUAUAAGCCCGUCUGCUAUGAUUGUUGAGUGCUGUAGCCUAAGGCACUCCUUCCUGCGUGUAGACACAAUACCAAAAAAUCAACAGCGAGGAGUUCACCGUGUUGCUCUUCGGUUGUGUGUUAGGCCAUCCACGGCAGCGCAUCCGUCAAAAUCGGGUCGUCGGUCGUUUUUUUUCGUGUGGGUGAAAACGCUCGCCAUUUUCACAGCAUCAGUAUAUCCCUCAGCGCAUUUUGUGUAUGUAAGGCCUCGAUUCCGCCACUCUACUAGAUACUUUCUUUGAUGAUGAACCGAUGCGGAAGUCUAGUAUGCGCACUCUGUUAAACUACUAUACGUACUAUUGAUAUUAUAGUCAUGUUUUUGGGUUAUUAUUUUGCAAAUGCGUCUCCGCUUUUCUCUUGUUGUUUCGUUCUCCCCCCCCCCCCCCCUUUUUUUUGGAGUCGAUUCCGUUUCGUCUUCUGGCGAGGAAGGCGUUUGAAAACGAAGACGUCCUCAUUGAAUUUAGUUUCCCUGUAAAUACUAUUUUCUAUUUUGGAAAGAAAACAAAAUUGAGAUCUGUUAUAAAAUCUAAUCGUCGUUACUUGUCAUAUUUUGUGGUUGUGUUACAAUUUUUUUCUUUGGAAGAAAAUGAGAGGGGAGAUAUUACGCUUGACCUCCACGCUCACUCGUGUUUUCUGGUUCGAAAAAUUCAUCUAUACAGUCUUUUGUUUUUGAAGUUUUGAUCGCAUAAAUUGUACUAUAUAUUAUUUGAACAGUUUCAAUUUGUCUUAACUUAACAGGAAUUUUUUUUAAUGGUUUCUUUCGAUAUUCCAAUCUGCAGCAAACCCAUUUUCAGUCGUAGCUACGUAUGCGUUCCAAAAAGAGAAAAGUGGAGCCAAUAUUUAUCCAUCAUUCAUCUGCGUUGUACAUCCUUCCUGUUCUUCUGCCGCGUUUGGUUACUUUCCAUGUCCAAUGAAACGUUCGUGUUUCCCAGCCAAGUGCUAGCUGUACACACUUUUAAGAUCCACCGGGAAAGACUCGCAGCGCAUAUAGAAGCUCAUCUGAAUGUUACUUUUAUACACGGCAGUCUGUGCAUAUUACACACACACUGCUGGAUGCAGCAGAGAGUGGGAAGGAAGAGAUGAGAUGGAGUAGAGGAAGCGAUCCGUCAGUGAUGCAGCAACCCAUUUCCCAAAGUGAAAGGUACAAUAUAUUGAAGGAAAGCAGAUCUGUCUAGUUUUCUUUUCCCAGACAGCUGCUGCUACGCAUUCAAUUCCAUUGGGCUCGGAGACUAUGUGUGUGCACUGUACAUAUUUAUAGACCCAUAUAACUCAUAUUACAUCUUUGCGGGAGAGCGUCGAACCCAAAAUGUGCAACCAGCAAAUUGUAUUGCGUUUUUUCUUUUCAUUCUUCUCUCCCAAACAAAUACCCCCAGCAACGAACUAAACAGACAACAACUAAACACAUGAAAUUUUUCUACCUGUGAUACAACGACUGACCGUACGUGUAUAAACAACCAGCCAAAAAAAAAAAAAAACAAACAAAAAAACAAAAAAAAAACAACACAAUACAGAAAC